CCCUCUCAAAGGCUAAGGGGUACGGUUCAGUCGUGGACCAUGGUACUUUCUGAGGAAUCAAUGCUUGUGGGCAAGUGCUCACUCAAGCGUUGGUUAUAGGUUACAGUCUCGAAUAUAGAGUAAUAAACCUUUGUCACUAGGGCACUCUAUAAUACAUAGUGUAGAUUUUUCUAUAUUAGGCGAGUUUCAGCCUGUUGAAGAUCAAAAAUUAUUCUCAAGUUUAAGGCCUUGCAAACCCACAAAUCUCCAUUUGUUCCUCUCCAUAGCCAACGCUAUAUUGGUAGGAAGUUCUUAACACAACAGUACUACAGGUUUUGAGUACCAUAUAUUUCAUAAAGACUCUAAUAGUUACAAGCAAAAGAGAAGAGAAGAGAGUGGUGUCAUUAUCAUCACUAUAAUAGAGCUUUGCACAUGCAGAUUCAAAUUAACUAAGGAAGAAUGUGGAAGCUGAAGAUAGGAGAGGGCAAAAAUGACCCUUACCUUUUUAGUACAAAUAACUUUGCGGGAAGACAAACAUGGGAGUUUGACCCGGAGGCUGGCACACCAGAAGAGCGAGCUGAGGUUGAAGAGGCUCGUCAAAAUUUCCACAAAAAUCGACGUCAAUUCCCGGCUUGCGGUGAUCUUCUCUGGCGAAUGCAGUUUUUGAGGGAGAAAAACUUCAAACAAGCAAUUCCCCCAGUUAAGAUUGAGGAUGGAGAGAAAAUCACACAUGAAAAGGCCACAAGUGCAUUGAGGAGGGCUGUCCAUUUCUAUGCGGCCUUGCAGUCUUGUCAUGGCCAUUGGCCUGCAGAAAAUACUGGCCCCUUGUUUUUUCUUCCUCCUCUUGUAUUAUGUUUUUACAUUACAGGACAUCUUAAUACUGUCUUCCCAGCUGAGUAUAAAAAAGAAAUUCUUCGUUACAUAUACAAUCAUCAGAAUGAAGAUGGUGGAUGGGGAUUUUACAUAGGAGGCCACAGCAUCAUGUUUUGCACAAUUCUUAGCUACAUCUGUAUGCGAAUACUUGGGGAAGGACCUGAUGGUGGUCAGGACAAUGCUUGUACAAGAGCAAGAAAAUGGAUCCUUGAUCGUGGUGGUGCAACACACAUAUCUUCUUGGGGAAAGUCCUGGCUUUCGAUACUAGGUGUGUUUGAAUGGGCUGGAACCAACCCAAUGCCUCCAGAAUUUUGGCUUCUUCCUUCAUUUCUUCCCAUGCAUCCAGCCAAAAUGUGGAUCUAUUGUCGGGUGGUGUACUUGCCUUUUUCAUACUUAUAUGGGAAAAGGUUUGUUGGGCCAAUCACACCUCUUAUUCUUCAAUUAAGGGAGGAACUUUACAUUCAACCUUACAGUGAAGUUAAUUGGACCAAAGCACGUCAUCAAUGCGCAAAGGAGGAUAUCCACUAUCCGCAUCCUUGGAUACAAGAUCUACUUUGGGAUAGCCUAUACAUAUUAACUGAGCCUCUCCUCACUCGUUGGCCUUUAAAUCAAUUGGUCAGAAAAAAAGCUCUUCAAGUAACAAUGAAGCUUAUUCACUAUGGAGAUGAAGCUAGUAGAUACAUUACCGCUGGGGUUGUGGAAAAGGCGUUGUGUACGCUUGCUUGUUGGGUUGAAGAUCCAAAUGGAGAUUCUUUUAAGAAGCAUCUUGCUAGGGUGAAAGAAUUCAUAUGGGUUUCUGAAGAUGGAAUCAAGGCGCAUAGUUUUGGUAGUCAAUCAUGGGAUACGGGUUUUAGUAUUCAAGCUCUUCUAGCUAGUGAUCUCACUAAUGAAAUUGGACCAGUAUUGGCUAGAGGGCAUGACUUCAUAAAAAAAUCCCAGGUUAGGGACAAUCCUUUUGGAGACUUCAGAAAAAUGCUUCGUCACAUUUCUAAAGGAUCAUGGACUUUCUCUGAUCAAGAUCAAGGAAUACAAGUUUCUGAUUGCACUGCAGAAUGUUUGAAGUGCUGCUUGCUUUUUUCAAUGAUGCCACCUGAAGUUGUUGGUGAGAAAAUGGAGCCUGAGUGCUUGUUUGAUGCCGUAAAUAUCCUACUUUAUUUACAGAGUAAGAAUGGAGGUUUCUCUGCUUGGGAGCCCGCAGGAGCUCAAGAUUGGUUGGAAUUGUUUAAUCCCACAGAAUUCUUCGAGAGUAUUGUCGUUGAGCAUGAGUAUGUUGAGUGCACUGCAUCAGCAAUCCAAGCUUUACUUUUGUUUAAGAAGUUGCACCCUGAGCACAGGAAAAAGGAGAUUGAAAAUUCCAUUCAAAAAGCAGUUGGAUACAUUUUAGACAUACAAAUGCCCGAUGGUUCUUGGUAUGGAAAUUGGGGAAUUUGUUUUAUGUAUGGUACAUGGUUUGCCCUUGGAGCAUUAGCUGCGGUGGGCAAGACCUACAACAAUUGUUCUGCUAUACGUAAAGCUGUUGAUUUUUUACUCAGAACACAAAAAGAUGAUGGUGGUUGGUCCGAGAGUCAUCUUUCAUGCCCAAAAAAGAUAUAUAUACCAGUUGAUGGAAAUCGAUCAAAUUUGGUACAAACUGCAUGGGCAAUGAUGGGUCUUAUUCAUGCCAAACAGGCUGAAAGAGACCCGACACCUCUUCAUCGCGCAGCAAAGUUGAUAAUCAAUUCCCAAUUGGAAAAUGGCGAUUUUCCUCAACAGGAAACCACAGGAGUCUACUUGAAAAAUGCAUGUUGCACUAUUCAGCAUAUAGAAAUGUUUUCCCAUUGUGGGCUCUUGGCGAAUACCGCAAGCUUGUUCCAUUGCCAUCCAAAACUAUGUAACUCAGAGUGGCAUAGGGUGUUCUUAAUUCUUUUACAAUUAUGUACCAUUUAUUUUCUGUCUUAUCCACCAGUACAUUAUAUUUCUUCUAUAACUAAUAAUGUCUGCAUAGAAGUUUAUAAUGGCCACCUAAAUAAAGUGGGAGUAAGGCCUACAAUAUUAUAUUGUACUAGCUUGUAACCCGCACUUACACACAGAACCAUUCAAUAAUUGUGAUGAUGAAAUAUUCAUCUUGGUUUCCA
Quercus robur (English oak) is the source of this 2966-nucleotide messenger RNA. Its product is annotated as beta-amyrin synthase-like. Gene Ontology annotation, biological process: triterpenoid biosynthetic process. Gene Ontology annotation, molecular function: beta-amyrin synthase activity. The transcript is spliced from 20 exons. Gene Ontology annotation, cellular component: lipid droplet. Lineage: Eukaryota; Viridiplantae; Streptophyta; Magnoliopsida; Fagales; Fagaceae. The coding region runs from base 439 to 2904 and encodes 821 amino acids. The record is from RefSeq and is a predicted model, not a curated record.